UAGCUCUCCCCUAAAACCACCUCGAUUUUCAAUAAAAAAGUAAAAAAAAACCUUCAAGAGCGGUUAGAGGGGGUUUUCGGUGGAGUUUUGGGGGUGUAUAGGUGUUUUCGGGGGAGUUUCGGGGGUUUAUGGUGGUUUUCGACAGAGUAUCGGGGGUGUAUAGGUGUUUUCAGGGGGAGUUUCGGGGGUUUAUGGUGGUUUUCGGCAUAGUAUCGGGAGUUUAUGGCGGUUUUCGGCAGAGCUCCGAGGGUAUUUGGCUAUGGUGGUUGUGGUGGUUUCGAGUGUGGGUUUGGGUCAGGGGUUGAUUUCAGUGGUGGAUUUGAUUAGUAGGGUGGUUGUUGAUUCUGGUCGGCAGUUUUCGGGGGUUCAUGGUGGAGGUCGACCGGUUUUCGAUGGGGCUAGGGUAAGGGUUAGGGUUUCACGGUGGGUGGAGGGGUGGCUGGUGGAUUUUUUUUUUUUUCAUUUUUUAAUUUUUUUUUUUAUUUUUCAACCAAUUAUAAAACGACACUUGGCAUUUUAACCUAUCAAAACCAGUUACCAACAAGUUAGGGACCAAUAGAAGAAGAUCCCCUAUAAAGGUGAGAUUAUUAAAUAAUAAUCCAAAGAUAGGAUUAUUAAUAGCGAACCGGCUAAAGGUGAGAUUAUUAGAAUCAAUUUUUCCUAAAAAUAAAAUAAAAAUUAAAAUCAAAAUUUUUUUUUAAAAAAAUAAAUAAAUAAAUAAAUAAAAUAAAAUAAAAUAUAGGAGGUUACACUCGGUCACUCUUGGUUAAUGGUUACGUAUCUUAAAAUUUUUUUGACUAGUUUGAAUCUUGAAAACCCAUAACCUAAAGCCUAAAAACCCCCAAAAUGCCCAAGCGGCAAACAUAACCGACUUACCGUUAUUCCCCACUAACAAAACCGUAAUCCCCAAGUAAAACCUUAAUUUAACCUUAAUCCCCACUUAAAAUCCUUGAUCCCCAAGUAACACUUUAAACCCUAACCCUUAAAUACCUCUGUUUUCCCCUGUCUCAACCUCCCCUGUUUUUUUUCCCUCUUCUUCUUUCUCUCCAUUUCUCCAAUCAAAAAAACAUGGUUAAACCUCGUACUCACGAUUGGUCAGAAAUGAACAAAGAUAUCCUAUCUUUGAUCAUUAAACGAAUCAAUAAACCAUCUGAUCACAUUCGAAUCAGCGGUGUAUGUUCGUCUUGGAGAUCAAUCGCUAAGUACAAUCGCUACACCUUAUCACACCCAAUCCCUGGCCUCAUCAUCACCAUUUCACGUAAAACCCAUCACCGGAAAUUCAUCAAUUUCCCACCGUCCGAUCAGCAUUAUCACAAUAUCAACGUCCCCUGUUCUCACCGGUGUCGCGGCUCGUAUUAUGGUUGGCUAGUCCUCACCGUAGACAAUCAUAGCUCGUCUAAUUCGAUAUACCUACUUAAUCCUUUCAUCAAACGGCGUCGUUGGCUUCCAAGAAUUUCGGAAAAUGUUGAAAAGGCGCUUCUUUCUUCUUCUCCUUCGUUUGACUCCAAGUGUGUCGUUUUGAUACUUUAUGAAGUACAAGGUGCUGCGUUUUGUAGGGUUGGUGAUGUUUCUUGGACUAAGUUGCAUUUUUUGAGUUGUGAAGAUGAAUGUGGGUUUUCUGAUGGUUUUUUUUUUAAGGGAGGAUUUUAUGUAGUGAAUGAUUAUGGUAAGAUAUACACUUGCAAUCUUGACCGUUGUUUGAUUAAGGAGAUUUCAUCUCAGCCGUCCGAUGUGUCGAAAUUUGUAAGGCAGAAAUAUUACUUGGUAGAAAUUAAAGGGGAGCUUUGUAGGGUACUUAGGAGAUUUCAAUUUAAUGAAGCAUUUUAUUACGAAAAUGCCAGCGAUGAUGAGGAUAUUUACGAUAAUGCCCCCUAUGUGGAUCCUUCGAUUUCGACCCGGGAGUUUCGGGUGUGUAAAAUGGAUUCGGGUAUUGGUAAAUGGGUCGAGGUCUAUGGACUUGGGGAGUAUGCAUUGUUCUUGGGUAUGACUAAUUCUAUUUGUUUGUCUUUAUUGGAGGUUAGUCAUAGUGGGAUUGAAGGGAACAAAAUAUAUUUCACGGAUGAUAGACAAAGGAAUGUGAAGGAUUUCGGGUUUAUUCGACCCGGAAAUGAUAUGGGUGUUUAUGAUAUGGAUUAUUCGGGUAUCAAAUCGAUUUGUUGGAUGCAACCCAAUUGGUUGAAAACUUCGGAUCCCUCUGCGGUUUGGGUUGCUCCUCUGCCUUGGUAGAGAAAUGUCACGCAAAAUGCAUGUACGUAGUAUUCUCUAAGAACAUUUUUGUUUUGGUACAUUGCAUACUAUGGUAUAGUAUAGGAAGAUUCAUGAUUUAGUGCAUAUCAUUUUUGGAAAAUCCAUUUUUGGUGUAUGUAAAUUAAUCUCGUAGC
Molecule: messenger RNA, 2381 nt
Organism: Chenopodium quinoa (quinoa)
Lineage: Eukaryota; Viridiplantae; Streptophyta; Magnoliopsida; Caryophyllales; Amaranthaceae
Product: putative F-box protein At5g55150
Exons: 1
Coding region: 1069-2226 (385 amino acids)
Molecular function (GO): protein binding
Source: RefSeq, a predicted model, not a curated record